AGUUAAUUUAGCCACGAUGACGAACACAUUUCCAUUGGUGUUGCUCUUUUUAUUCGGCGUCGUUUUUGGUAGCCAAUCGCCUCCUUGGGUGCUCAACAGAGCUGACCCUGGUAGCGGUGGUGUGUCGUUCUUCAACAAUACUGUCACUGACUCGUACAUGAUGGUAAGAUGGACUUGGAGGGACUCGGCAAGCGGCUUCUGGGAUACCAGAUUAAGAGUAACGCUUAAUAAAGAAGAAAUAACCGGUGGUGGAUUCUCGUAUUCCGAUCAGUAUGAAAAUGAACUGGCGUCGGUCAGGUGGUUUAGAACUAAAAUGGAUGGACCGAUCAAAUGGAAGUACACUUCAUUUUCCUCGCCUCCCAAUAGCUGGUGGAUGACUUCGGUGGUACCGAACGGCAAUAUAUCUUGGGGAUUCAAAAAUCAAAUCAUUGACGGCUCGUGGGUGUUUAAAGUCGGUAACGAUACGCUUGAACCGAAAAACUCUCAAAAUGCUGAUGGAUGGUCGCAAGCGGCAGGAAAUAGAUGGAGGAGGUCUUUGAAAUCACAUGAGAAUGGCGUUUACAACUUAAAAACAGAACAAAAGCAUUUUACUAAAAUAAAACGAAGUUCCUUUGAUGACUACUACGAUGAAGAGGAAGAAGAUAUAAUUCAAAAAAUUAUUGGUUGUUUUAUGGAAUUUUUCAAUCAAUUCGAAAAAAUUAUUCAGAAUAGUGGGUUAUUUAAGUAGUAGUAAUAGCAAUAAGCCAAUACAAUAAUUAAUUAUACUACUUUUCAUGAAAAACUAUCUUCUUUCAUAGAAAACAAUACUAGGUAUUUCAUAAUUAUAAAUUUGUUAGUUUGUCACCACCUAACAAAAUAUAUUGCACUUAUUUUUGUUAUAUUUUAUGUCAAAAUGAAAAAAAAUACACAACUGUUAUUCUUUUAAUAUAAUAUGGUAUUUAUAUAUAAUUUUUACAAAAUCAUCAAUAUGAAUAUACACAAUGGCUUACUCGCUAAAUAGUCUACAACAAACUUAAAUUUAGGUACAAAAAUAUAUAAUUUUAUAAAUAUUUUGGACAUAAAAGAAAUAUUAUUGUUGUCUAAAGUAAAACUGAUAGCUAGUCAAUAGCUAGACAUAAUAUUUUAACAAUAUAAUAUUUUUUGGUCGUGUUGUAUACAAUACGCUUUACAUAAUAAUAAUAUAAUAUACAAAAAAAGGCACAAA
This is a messenger RNA of Rhopalosiphum padi (bird cherry-oat aphid), 1204 nucleotides long. RefSeq lists its product as uncharacterized. The record is from RefSeq and is a predicted model, not a curated record. Lineage: Eukaryota; Metazoa; Arthropoda; Insecta; Hemiptera; Aphididae. The coding region runs from base 17 to 727 and encodes 236 amino acids. The transcript has 6 exons.